Molecule: messenger RNA, 1416 nt
Organism: Botrytis fragariae
Lineage: Eukaryota; Fungi; Ascomycota; Leotiomycetes; Helotiales; Sclerotiniaceae
Exons: 1
Coding region: 1-1416 (471 amino acids)
Source: RefSeq, a predicted model, not a curated record
AUGGCAGACGAACACACUCUCCCACCGACAAGCCCAAUUGUGAUGACAUUCGGCUUUGAGCUUGAAUUCGGUGUAAAAUCGGUGCCCGAUCAAUUUCUCGAUCCAGAACCUGAUGAUCCUCGUCGCGUACACGGCAUCACAAGGCCGGAGAACUACCCCAAAGAUCAGUUUCUCCCUUACCUGGGAUCUCCCGAUGUGAUUGAGGAAAACGAGGUACUACAUGGAGAAACAGUUAACAACUUUAACACACAGUUAGAUGCUUUACAGACAGACAUGGCAAAACUUCUUACUGAGAAUGGACUUCCAGCCGUGGCUCAACUUGACGAGGAACAACCUGAACACCCUAGCAUCAAAGAUUUAAAGUACUGGGUAGUCUCUAAUGAUGCUACUAUCAACCAUUGCUUAGAUCCUGAUCCUGGAUACUUCUGGUGGCCAAUUGAAAUCCAAAGUCCAGCAUACAUCUACAAUGAAGAAAAUAAACAAAAGGUAAGAAAUGUACUUCAAUGCAUUGAUUCAAAUUAUAGGACUAAUUGUGAUUUGAGCGCAGAUAUUCAUGUUCAUGUCGGUAACGGGCAGAAAGGAUUUGAUGCUCGCACAGUCAGGAGAUUUAUGGCUUUCGUUUACACUUUUGAAAAUCAAAUCGCAACUAUACAUCCUCCUCAUUACAUGACACAGAGGGCGUUUUCCAAACCGGUAAGAACACAUAGCUUUCUUGCGCAGGUCGCACGAGAUAAUCGAGCUAAGAUAGAAAGACCGGGAGCAGAAGAAAGUUUGCGGGAAUUCGACGAAGAUUUCAUCAUAGACAGUAUUCUGGAAAGAGAUACAGUUGAUGAUCUUGUGAAAUUGCUAUCAAGUCCAGAACUAGAGGAAGAUCGCCUAUAUAAAAGACUCACAUAUUCCAUCUGUAACCUCGGAACGGACGCAGAAAAGGUAAAGAAGACAAUCGAAUUCAGACAGCAUAAGUCAACUUUCGACGACGAAGAAGUCUAUCACUGGAUAACUAUUUGCGCAUCCCUGGUCCAUUUUGCAAGUACCGUAGAUGAAGAAGUGUUGAGGAAAUUCUGCAAAGAACAUUUUCACAAGACCGUCGACGAAUUCUCGAUAGUUGAAGUCCUCAUGGCUCUCGGACGCCCAGCACAAGCUUAUUACUACGGUAUAAGGCUCUUUGCUGGGAAAGCCGAACGAGCUGAAGAAGAACGGAAGCUAAAUAAGGAAAUUGAGGACGAGAACCGCAAGCAGGAACAAGAGAGAGAGCACAGGAGAAAUCUUGAGGAACGACGUAGGCAAGAGGAGGCAGACCUCCAGAUAGAGGAGAAAAGACUCGAGCAAGAAGAGAAGAAACGUCAACAAGACGAAGAAGAAGAAAGACGGUUAGAAGAUCUGUUGAAAAAACUCGGAAAGGGAGACCUCGAGUGA